Ilyonectria robusta is the source of this 519-nucleotide messenger RNA. RefSeq lists its product as uncharacterized. The record is from RefSeq and is a predicted model, not a curated record. Lineage: Eukaryota; Fungi; Ascomycota; Sordariomycetes; Hypocreales; Nectriaceae. Bases 59 to 481 code for a protein of 140 amino acids. The transcript has a single exon.
CUUUAAACAAAGCAGCGCUCAAUCAAACUCCCAAAAUAUAUCGGCCGCAGAUAUAACGAUGCCAGCAAACGAGGACAUAAGUGUCAGGCCGUCAACACCCGAGAAACGGCGUCGAGAUGGAGACCCUCUGUUCAGCACGCCCACAAGCGGUACCGAUAUACAGCUGAAAUUGAUGCUCUUGCAACAGCGCCACAACAAAGAAGACGCCGCCGCGUCACAGGCCGGCACACCUGAGUGUAGUGCUGAUAUCGAAGGUGCCAUUGAAGCCCUUAAAAAACAACACGAUGAGCGCUUUGAAGAUGUUUGUUUCAUCUUGAGGAAGGUUGGCAAGAGGAUGCACGCAUACAAGGUGCAAAAUGAGGAGUUAAAGCAAAAGAAUGCCCGUCUUGAGGCUGAGAAGGUUGAAAUCUAUGAGGCUGAGCUGGCUGAGUUUCUUGAGGCUGCUGGGGAGGUGCCAGGGACUUCCUGUAGGCUAGACUAACGGCAAAUAGGUUGUAAGGUAGCUAGAUGAUAACAGAG